GCGCGAGUGCGGUGGUUCAAGGCGGAGGUGCUUCGGGACCGCGCGGAGCACGCCGGGCGCGGGGCGAUGGUGGAAUCGUGGGGACUCGCCCCCGAGCAUCACAUUCAGAUCAACCGCGGGCGAGUGUUUGACGACGCGCUCGCGGCGCUGGGCCCGGCGGUGCUCAGCGGCGAUCAGGCGACGUGGCGACGCGAGCACCCCGACGAGCGCCCGCCGGGUAGUCUCAAGGGGAUCGUGCGCGUUCAGUUCACGAACGAGCACGGCGUGGAAGAAGCCGGCGUGGACGGCGGCGGGUUGUUCAAGGAUUUUCUCAACGACCUCAUCGCCGAGGCGUUUGAUCCGGUCAAGACGGGCCUGUUCGCCGAGACUCCGGACAGGACCCUGUACCCCAACCCGGCGUCGGUGCGAAGGUGCGGGCCCGAUCACCUGCGAAAGCUGGAGUUCCUCGGCGCGAUGUUGGGAAAAGCCGUGUACGAGGGCAUCCUCGUCGAUUUGCCCCUCGCGGGUUUCUUCCUCGCCAAGCUUCGCGACGGGCGACCGCCCGAGCUCAACGACCUCGCCACGCUGGACCCGGAGUUGUACCACCACCUCCUAUCGCUCAAGCGCCUACCGCCUCACCAGGUGGAGGACCUGUUCCUGCACUUCACGGCGACGGACGCGUCCACCGCCGGCGACGUGGAGCUCGCGCCCGGCGGAUCCGACGUCAGGGUCACCGCUUUCAACAGAACGCGAUACGUGCACCUGAUGGCGCACCACCUGCUCCACCGGCAGGUUCGUUCGCAAUCGGACGCGUUCGUGCGCGGUUUCCGUUCACUCGUCGCGCCGCGGUGGCUGAGGGUGUUCGCCCCCGCGGAGCUGAGGCUCCUGAUCGCCGGCGCCGGCGGUAGGAUCGACGUGGGCGACUUGGCUCGAUCGGCGACGUACAGCGGCGGGUACGCGCCCGACCACCCGACGGUGGUGGCGCUGUGGCAGGCUGUGAACGAGUUCACGGAGGAGGAGCAACGGGAGUUGCUGCGGUUCGUGACGGCGUGUCCCAACACGCCGCUCCUGGGUUUCGGCCAGCUCACGCCGCCGUUCUGCGUGCACCGAGCGGGCAUGACGGGCGGGAGCCGCGGGUCCGAGGCUGACGCGGACACCGCUCGGCUGCCGACGGCGGCGACGUGCAUGAACCUGCUCAAGCUGCCGCCGUACAGGACGAAGGAGCAGGUGCGGAAGAAGCUGCUGUACGCGAUAAAGUCAGGGUCGGGGUUCGACCUGUCGUGAAACCGAGUCUCGUCUUAGCCGUAGAAGGUCGAGUCGGCUGAACCUCUC
This is a messenger RNA of Micromonas commoda, 1311 nucleotides long. Its product is annotated as ubiquitin protein ligase, gene model incomplete. Gene Ontology annotation, molecular function: ubiquitin protein ligase activity. Bases 67 to 1263 code for a protein of 398 amino acids. Gene Ontology annotation, biological process: protein polyubiquitination; ubiquitin-dependent protein catabolic process. The record is from RefSeq and is a predicted model, not a curated record. NCBI's taxonomy places the organism in Eukaryota, Viridiplantae, Chlorophyta, Mamiellophyceae, Mamiellales, Mamiellaceae. The transcript has a single exon.